UAGAUAAGCAGCAGCCGCGUGAGACGGUGUGAUGUAGGGAAUCAGCUGUUGUAUGUUUGUUGAUAUAUUCGGACCGAUUUGGACAAUUCGCCCAAAAGAUUUUGAGGUUCAUGGUUGGUCACAGGUAGAAAGCGAAAUUGCUAUGUGUCGAGGUCAUGUAUAUACUAUAAUGCAUGUGAGCUGAAUGUUGAGUGACAUGUAAACCGAGUAAUACGAUGUCGAAUGUUUCGUGUAUAUCAAAUAUUGUAAGGUUAAACCGUUUGGCUGAGCCGUAUUUUUUAAAUGUUCGGCAGUACAGAUUAGUAACGUCAAAUUACGCAGCCUUUUGGAAGUCAAGGAAAGUCGGAACCUCAUACUGCCAUGUGCAAAAUUUUGAAGGAUGUUGGGAAAAGUACAUGAUUUUUGGUGAAUCCUACAGUGCUUCAAAAAAUGUAAUGGUGCGUGAUAUGACAGUUAUAGAAGAUUUCUUGAAUGAAGAUGAAGAACGAUCAUUGCACGAAGAAGUGGAACCUUAUAUGCGAAGAUUGAGAUACGAGUUUGAUCAUUGGGAUGAUGCCAUCCAUGGUUACAGAGAGACAGAAAGAUUACAUUGGAAUACACAGAAUGCAAGCAUUCUGCAGCGGGUUCGUGACGUAGCAUUUCCUCCAGGAACACCUCAACUAAGUCUUGUGCAUGUACUGGACCUUGCUAAAGAAGGUGUUAUCAAGCCUCACAUUGACAGUGUUCGUUUCUGUGGGAAUACUAUUGCAGGUCUCAGUCUGCUAUCUGAUAGCGUUAUGCGACUAAUCCAUGAGAAGAAUAGAGAACAAGUUGUAGAUAUACUUUUGAAGAGACGUUCUCUUUACAUAAUGAGAAAUACUGCAAGGUAUGAAUUCACCCAUGAAAUUCUUGGAAACGCCCAUUCAAAAUUUGGAGAUCAGAUUAUACCGAGGGGAAGACGUAUAUCAGUGAUAUGCAGAAAUGAACCGGAUACUACCACAGAAACUAAGUAGAAUUUAUAAGCUGUACUCAGUUAACAUUAAUAUGUUAACGUGAAGACUGAAUCCUUUCAAAUGAGUAUUUUAUUGGACUGUCAUGACAUAGUCAUUUAGUUGCAUUACAAAGAGAAGCUAUGUUGUGGAAGUAAGGCUGAGAAUAUUAUAGCACAAAAUAGUUGAGAUAUAGCGAGUGCCUAUGCCGGUCACAGUAGCCAAGUGGUCUAAGGCAUGUACUGUCUUCGCUUGCUCAAAGCCAGGAUCAUGGGUUCGAA
Cryptotermes secundus is the source of this 1249-nucleotide messenger RNA. RefSeq names its product alpha-ketoglutarate-dependent dioxygenase alkB homolog 7, mitochondrial. The transcript is spliced from 4 exons. Gene Ontology annotation, cellular component: mitochondrial matrix. Gene Ontology annotation, biological process: DNA damage response; fatty acid metabolic process. The record is from RefSeq and is a predicted model, not a curated record. NCBI's taxonomy places the organism in Eukaryota, Metazoa, Arthropoda, Insecta, Blattodea, Kalotermitidae. Bases 216 to 992 code for a protein of 258 amino acids.